UUGCAUAGCGAUUUUGACUAGAAAUAUAUAGAUCGAUGAUGUUUUAAUUUUUAGCACUGGUCACCACUUAUACACAUUGCACAUCCUUUUUCCUAUUAUAACUAACUUAUCAUCUAUUGCAAUUCUGAUUUAGGUUUGUUAUCGUACAUCAAAUAAGCAUAUCGAACAACAAGGACGGACCUCCCAAAGAAAGCAGCCUUGCAUUACGUGCAAGUGAUCUUUACGACUGAGAUCAAUCUUACCCUAAUUGUUCUUAUUUUCAUAUAACACGACCCAAUAAAGUGGUAUGACGAAUUCUUAAGAGCUUAGUACGUGAUGCAACAUUCAAAAACAACCGGUUUAUAGAUCGCACUCGCACUGGUACAGCGAUAAUGCAAUGCCUCAGGCUGCACUGAGGCAUAUAAAAAGUCCGGCUAACACAACAAAGGCACAUUCAACUUGAGGUCUCCUCGUAGUGAAGAGUCACUGUCAUUCUUACUAAAAUGGCUUUUAAGCUGGUAGUAUUGGCGUGCGCGAUCGCUGUCGCCCAAGCGGGCGUCAUCGCUCCCGCCGCUUACGCCGCACACCCGGCGCCGGUCGCAUAUGCAGCUGCCCCUGUACUGCACGCUGCUCCGGCCGCGCCCCUAGUGCACGCAGCCCCUGUCGCCUACGCCGCUCCGCUUGCCAAAGUAGCAGCCGUCGCCCCCGUUACCAAAGCCAUCGCCGUCGAUGAAUACGACCCACACCCACAAUACAGCUUCGCCUAUGACGUGCAAGAUGGUCUCACUGGCGACUCCAAGACCCAGCAUGAAACUCGCGAUGGUGAUGUCGUACAGGGCUCCUAUUCUGUCGUAGACCCCGAUGGCACUAAGCGCACCGUUGAGUACACCGCUGACCCCCACAAUGGAUUCAACGCUGUCGUGCACAAAGAGCCGGUGGCUGUGAAAGUAGCCGCGAAGGUGGUCGCUCCCGUGACUUACGCUGCUCCCGUCGCCAAGGUCGCUGUUCCCGUCGCCUACGCCGCCGCCCCUGUCGCCAAGCUCGCCGCCCCCGUCGCCUACGCCGCUCCUGCAGCUAAACUUGCUGCGCCCUUGGCCUACUCCGCUCCUUUUAUCCACCACUGAUCGCCAUGCUACUAGUCAUUCAAAUCC
This is a messenger RNA of Chilo suppressalis (striped riceborer), 1130 nucleotides long. The record is from the annotation of a GenBank genome assembly. Lineage: Eukaryota; Metazoa; Arthropoda; Insecta; Lepidoptera; Crambidae.